CAGCCUGCAUCUUUCCAAAAAUGCAAAUUUUCAUCAUGCAAUAUAAAAAUCUGAAAAGUGAGGCAAAUUACAUAUUGUUGUUAUAACCGCAGCACAUAGCUGUGUAUUUUUCACCCUUCUAAAACAACAUUAACAUUGUAUUUGUACUUAGGAGGUAUCUUUCCCACUAAAUCUAAAUAGAAUGAAAACCCAAACACUACAAAAACCAGGAGACUAAAAGACAUUUAAAGUUUUCUAGAGCUGACUGAGAGCAAAGGUUACUACCAAUUAUUAGACUCACAGAAGUGCAUAAUUUAUUGAAUGUUUCAGACAAGGUAACUAUAGUAACCUGAUUAUUUACAAAAGAAGCCAUUUACAUUGUUUAUUCUCUUGAUAUAUAGCUGAAUGGAAAACGUCCUGAAAGCUAAAGCAGAUUUUUCAGUGGACCCUGAGAUGAAAGGGUAUAAACACACAUGGCUCCUGGUGCCUCGAAUGAGAAGAAAACUGACGAUGAAGAGGCUUCAAAAGAGAAUUUUAUCCAUCUGUGCAACCCUCACCUGGAGAAAAUGAAAGAAGACAUCCUGUACCAUUUUGCUCUUGGGACUGGUACCCAUGAUUUUCCGGCACUGUUUGGAGAUGUAAAGUUUGUGUGUGUUGGAGGAAGCCCUUCACGGAUGAAAGCUUUUAUCGCCUACAUAGCGGAGGAGCUGGGCCUUGGGAGCCCCGGUUGUGACUACCCCAACAUCUGCGCAGGCACUGACCGCUACGCCAUGUACAAAGUGGGACCUGUUCUGUCUGUCAGCCAUGGUAUGGGCAUUCCUUCUAUUUCAAUCAUGUUGCACGAGCUGAUCAAACUGUUGUAUCAUGCCAAGUGUUCCAACAUAACCAUCAUUCGCAUUGGCACCUCUGGUGGAAUAGGUCUGGAGCCAGGCUCAGUGGUUAUAACUAGGCAAUCUGUAGAUGCCACCUUCAAACCUCAGUUGGAACAGGUUGUUCUGGGAAAGACAGUAAUUCGCAGUACUAACCUAGAUGAACAGCUGGCUCAGGAGCUGAUGCAGUGCAGUAAAGAAAUUGGUCAGUUCAACACAGUCAUUGGGAACACCAUGUGCACUUUGGAUUUCUAUGAAGGACAGGGCAGGUUGGAUGGUGCAAUCUGCUUAUACAAUGAAGAAGAAAAACUGCAAUAUUUGAAGAAAGCUUAUGAUUCUGGUGUCAGAAACAUUGAGAUGGAGUCUUCCGUAUUUGCUGCAAUGUGUAAUCUCAGCGGUGUCAAAGCUGCUGUAGUGUGUGUCACUCUUCUGAAUCGGCUCGAAGGAGAUCAAAUCAGCAGCUCACAUGAUGUCCUUGUGGAGUAUCAGCAGAGGCCACAGAAGUUAGUGGGAUAUUUCAUUAAGAAAUGUCUUGGGAAAGCAUGAAAUAUCCAUCUUUGUUUUAGAGAAGGAGAAGGCCUUUGUACAGAUGAAGUCACGGUUACAACUUCUGUGCAUUACAAGUCUUUUGCCUCAGGAUAACUUACAGCAUUCCGUGUGUCUGUGGAAGUUAAUCAUUUAUGUUACUGUUCUUUGGGAACUGAAUGUGCUGAAUGGACUUCAGUUAAGUUUUGCUUAGUUAUGUGUCGGUGGAUAUAAAACUCACUUUUCCAUGAAUUGGAAAGUGGUUUUGUUGUGAAGGACAAGCCUGCUAUAAUAUGUGAAAAAGCUUUAUUUAUCCCUGCUGUAAAAGAAAAAAACUAGUAAAGAAAUCAAAUUUUAUUGCCAAAUACUUGCAAACCACCAAAUUAACUUAAAAAUGCUAAUCCCUUCCUCAUUGUUAAAAAAUUAUGUAAGUUAUAAUUGUCUUUGUUGCUUCACAUGUAAAGGAAACCUAAAGUGAAUGCAGUUCAUUUUUUUGCAAACUUUGACAAAUGAACAAUACUAUUUUCAUAUAUUAAAAUUUAAUGAAAUUGCAAAGUGUUGGGACUGAAUUUUCUAAGCCUGAAGGACUUGACACUGAACUGUUGAAUAUCUGUACUUCUUAGAUAUUAAUCCAACCAUACUUUAACUAUACAAUUAAAUCAAUAUCCAGGAAACAUUUAUGCAUUGAAGAACUUGCAAUCUUUUGCUAAAGCUAGGCACCUUCUGCUUGUGAAGAGGAACUGGCAUUCAAAUGUACAGCAUGUUCACAGGCCUGUAUUAUGGUAGCUCUUUUUUUAUUCUUUUUUUUAAAUUGGUUUUCAUCUCUAUGUUUUCAGGACAAAACAUUCACUGUUGCAAUGGUUUCCAGUUCUUCUAAAGAACUGGAGAAUAUCUGUUGACUGUACAUGCCAUCAAAACCCCUUCUGUAGUUGCAGCUUUUUCCACUAUCAUUGGCCCAAGUUUUUGGGGUUUUUCUAGAAAUCAUAGUCAUUGCUACUUUGCAGCUCUGAUUAGAAUAUAAACAUGUGAUCAGCUAAAGAAAAUGUAUCACAGUUUUUUCUUUUCUCCAUUCUACUGGCAUGGGGUGUUCAGUCCUAGGAAGGUCACAGGUCAAAAGGGUCUGAAUAAGCUCUCAGAACAGCUGUCGCUGAUCCAGCAAAGUGAGAUUUGCUUUUUUGGGAUUGUAGUCUGCAACACUGUUAACAAGCACAAGAGUUAGAACUAUGAGGAUGUGAUGUUGUAGUGGGCACAUUCAGCAAGUGACAGAGACUGCAAGCAAUGUGAUGGAAACAUUCAAAAAGGGAUGGUAAGUCUCGUGAACAGAAAACUGCGAAUGAGAACCAGUCUCCUUAAAUUUGAUGCACUUUUAGCUGGAGGACAGAUUAGUAACUUUUUAAAUGUUACUAAUUUAAUCUUCUUUUAAUUUUAAAGCCACACUUUCUCAUUUAGGAUGAGUAUAUACUGUGCAUGUAAGUUUUCACAGAAAACUUUUUUCCCUAAGCUUAAAGGAAGGAGGUAGGUGAAAAUUGCUCCACAUUUUGUUUGAACUGUUUAUCCCUUGUUUUUUUUAAAAAAUAUAAUAAUUAACAAAAAAAAUCUUAACUGUGCUUAACCAUGCCUAGUGCUUGUCUAGUCAUUGACAAAGCUUGUGAGGCCCUUUGGGAAACAUGCAAUGAAGCACAUCCUUUCUCUGCAACGUCCUGUUUCUCAAAACAGUAAUGAGAUAAAAAGGAGAUCACUUUAGAAACAGUGUGCUGCACUUUAGUGUGAAGAAAAGCUUAUACCAAAUUGACCAGUAUGGGUUUGGAGGAGAUAAUUCGCUGUUGUACAAGAAAUACUAAGAAGUAUCCAAAGAGAAGAAAAAAUGCUUUAGGUAGAAAACAAAAAUAUCAAAUGUGUCUCUGUAAAACUCUAGGGAAGGAUAUUAUUGCAGUUGUCCUGGGAGUAUGAAUCUGAAAUGAUGUGAUUGUCUUUUUAAAAGAAGGACAGCAAGAAUCUGGAAACAGAUUAAAAAGAAGUUCUUGAAUCAUUUUAACAGCAUGUGCUGUCAAUUGAAACUACAAAGCUUUUGUAUUUACAGUCAUAAAAAGUAAGCACUUCUAUUUUGAGAACUAAUAUGAAAACUCUUAUGUGCUGAGUGCUGAAAUAUAAAUGGUCUUGUGGCUUGGCUGAACUGGAGCUAAGGGUCAGGCAUUCAUGGAGUGAUGCAACUCCUGUAUUAAAUCAAUACCCCAGACCCUGGCAGAAGCCCUUGAAGAUGUCCUUUCUCCUUCUCACUGUUCUUUAGGACACUGUACAUUUCUUUCUGCUAAAAUAUUUUUCUUCUGUGCUUCCCACCAAAUGGAGUAAAGGGGUGUAUGACAGUUUACAAUUAGGAUUCAAAAGAGACCGAGUAUCCUCCUGCUUCUGGUGAUCACCAUCCUCUGAUGCUGUUAUCCUAAUGCAAGAAGGGGCUCUACAGACAAAUCCUGGCUUCAGAGGAAACUUGCCAGAAUGUUACCCCGAUAAGAACAAUUGUAUUUCCCCUUGUGACUGCAACUGGACAGGGAGAUAAAGAAAUGAAUCAGCUGUGUGCAUCCGGCUGUGAAGUUACAUUCCUGUAGGUUUUACAGAGACGUGCAUAGAGAGUUAUAUAAUAGUUACAGGUUUUAUAAGCAAUUCAGUUAUUUAAUAUUAGCCAUUCACAUUAUUUCUGCAGAGCAUGAAUCAGGAUUUAAAGUGGUGAUAUUUUUAAAAAUAUAUGUGAUAUUACAUAUAUGUUCAAUAUUACGUAGUGCAGUGUCUUGUGGUAGGUUUAAAAAUCCUUCAAACACCAGAAACCUCUGUUUCAAAUCAAGGGCCUGCUAUGGUUCUCUGUGCCACCCUGUCACUAGCAAUACACCACAGAAUCAAUUUAAUCCAGGGAUCAGAAGGAAUAAAAAGCAAAGAAGAAAGGUAGAAGGUACAAAUAGGGUGGAAGAGUGAAGGGAGAAAACAGUGGUUUCUACCAAUGGUUUGUUCUGUGAUUCCUGGUCUUCUGGCCCAUUCCUACAAUUUUGUUAAAGAAAUGCCUGAGGCCAUAAUGAAGACAUGCUAUAAAUGCAGUGGUUUCCCAUUUGCAAGAGACUGAGAAAGUCCAGUAAUUCAAUUAGUGAAUUGAAGGAGUGGAUUUUUACUUUUGGCAUUUUACUUUUGGAUUUUUCUUAAAUGGAAGGUAUGAGAAAUCCUGAAAAGGAACAUUUUGGGAUGACCUAUGUCCAGAUUAUGAAUUUUCUUAUCUGUCCUUUAAAAGCCCAAGCAAAAUAAUUCAGUAAUUUCAGUAUUUCUUGAAAAUAUAUGCAUGCAGUAUGCAAUAUCGUUUUUUUUAACAUCAUUCCUUGAUAAGAAAUUUCAGUGCAUUGUGUUACAGAACUGGGUUUUCAUCUCAAGUCUGGAUCUCAAUAUAUAUUUCUAAAUA
Molecule: messenger RNA, 4809 nt
Organism: Myiozetetes cayanensis
Lineage: Eukaryota; Metazoa; Chordata; Aves; Passeriformes; Tyrannidae
Gene: UPP1
Product: uridine phosphorylase 1
Exons: 8
Coding region: 453-1394 (313 amino acids)
Biological process (GO): nucleotide catabolic process; uridine catabolic process
Cellular component (GO): cytosol; cytoplasm
Molecular function (GO): uridine phosphorylase activity
Source: RefSeq, a predicted model, not a curated record